AUGGGGUGGCUUUCUGAGAAUGGGGUCGGUCCAUCUCAGUGCUGGCCGCUCGGCUGCCCUGCUGUGAGCCUGGAGACCCAGGACGUGUCCCGGCAGGACACAGUGAGUGACAGUUGCUUCAGGAACCUUGCCGAGGAUCGUAGUGGGAUUAACCUUAAAGAUCUGGUCCAGGACCCUUCUUUGUUGGGUGGGACUAUAUCUGCAUACAAGAUAGUGCCAGACGAAAUAGAAGAAAUCAAGGAGACGCUGAUAGAUUGGUGUGAUGAAAAGGAGCUUAAUUUGAUUUUAACAACUGGAGGAACAGGGUUUGCACCACGAGAUGUCACUCCAGAGGCCACUAAAGAAGUAAUAGAGCGAGAAGCCCCAGGGAUGGCCCUGGCAAUGUUGAUGGGAUCACUUAAUGUUACUCCUCUGGGCAUGCUCUCUAGACCUGUAUGUGGAAUCAGAGGGAAAACUCUCAUAAUUAAUCUGCCAGGUAGCAAGAAAGGGUCACAGGAAUGCUUUCAGUUUAUACUGCCAGCCCUACCUCACGCCAUUGAUCUUUUGCGGGAUGCCAUUGUAAAAGUAAAGGAGGUGCAUGAUGAACUUGAAGAUCUACCUUCACCACCACCUCCUCUCUCUCCUCCUCCAACCACCAGCCCUCACAAGCAGACCGAAGACAAAGGAGUACAGUGUGAGGAAGAGGAGGAAGAGAAGAAGGACAGUGGAGUUGCGUCAACAGAGGACAGUUCCUCUUCACAUAUAACUGCAGCAGCCAUUGCAGCUAAGAAGCAUCCAUCCUACACCCGUUCAGCUGUUAUCAUGGCAAAAGGUGAACAGCCCAUUCCUGGUCUCAUCAGUUCUUGCCAUCACGCGGCAGGCAGUGCAGAAGAACUGAUUCCAGAUUCCAUUAUCUCUCGUGGCGUUCAGGUGCUCCCACGUGAUACAGCCUCCCUCAGCACUACCCCUUCAGAAUCGCCUCGUGCCCAGGCCACUUCGCGUCUCUCCACUGCGUCCUGCCCAACACCAAAACAAAUUAGACGGCCGGAUGAAAGCAAAGGAGUUGCUAGUAGAGUUGGAUCCCUCAAAGCUCGGCUCCCUUCGUGCUCAUCCACCUAUAGUGUUUCUGAGCUCCACUAUAGGUUGGAAGGGCUUAAAGAUGAACUCAGGAGGAAUAGAGGCUACAACUCGAGAGUCCAGUCCAGGUGCAGCAGCAAGGAGAAUAUCCUCAGAGCAA
Nothoprocta perdicaria is the source of this 1216-nucleotide messenger RNA. RefSeq names its product gephyrin-like. Lineage: Eukaryota; Metazoa; Chordata; Aves; Tinamiformes; Tinamidae. The annotation marks the transcript as partial. The record is from RefSeq and is a predicted model, not a curated record. Gene Ontology annotation, biological process: Mo-molybdopterin cofactor biosynthetic process. The transcript is spliced from 14 exons.